Messenger RNA from Cutaneotrichosporon cavernicola, 1263 nucleotides. RefSeq lists its product as uncharacterized. Gene Ontology annotation, cellular component: nucleus; cytosol; perinuclear region of cytoplasm. Gene Ontology annotation, biological process: nucleocytoplasmic transport; activation of GTPase activity. The transcript has 2 exons. Gene Ontology annotation, molecular function: GTPase activator activity; small GTPase binding. The record is from RefSeq and is a predicted model, not a curated record. The coding region runs from base 1 to 1263 and encodes 420 amino acids. NCBI's taxonomy places the organism in Eukaryota, Fungi, Basidiomycota, Tremellomycetes, Trichosporonales, Trichosporonaceae.
AUGUCCUCUUCAAACGGCGGCAAGGUCUUCUCCAUCCUCGGCAAGAACCUCAAGGCCAACACCAAAGCCGACCUCGAGCCUUAUAUCACCGAGCUCGCAGACCUCACCGACGUCGAGGAGGUGCACUUUGGCGGCAACUCGCUCGGUGUCGAGGCGUGCCAGGCCAUCGCGGCCGUCCUCAAGGAGAAGAAGAAUCUCAAGAUUGUCGACCUCGCGGACAUCUUCACCGGCCGCCUCAUCUCCGAGAUCCCGCAUGCCCUCAGUGCACUGUGUGAUGCGCUGAUCGACUCGCCUGCGCUCGUCGAGCUCGAUCUGAGCGACAAUGCCUUUGGCGGGCGCUGUGCCGAUGCCAUGGUCCCGUUCCUUGAGAACAACACCGUGUUCCAGAACUUCAAGCUCAACAACAACGGCAUGGGUCCCGCGGGCGGCACGAUCGUCGCGAACGCGUUGUACGAGAACGCCGUGCGUGCCAAGGCCGCGGGUCGCGAGAGUCAGCUGCGCGUGCUCGUUUGCGGCCGUAACCGUCUCGAGAACGGAUCGGCGCCAGCCUGGGCAAAGGCCUUUGAGGCGCACGGCCUCCUCCGCGAGGUCCGCAUGCCCCAGAACGGUAUCCGCAUGGAGGGCAUUGCCGCUAUCGCCAAGGGUCUCGCUGCGUGCCCCAACCUCGAGGUCCUGGAUCUGCAGGACAACACUGCCACGCGGAGCGGCACGCGCGCGAUUGUGCGCCAGCUCACCAAGUGGCCCCAGCUGCGCGAGAUCAACCUCUCCGACUGCCUGCUCGGCAAGGCUGGUGGCAUCGCGCUUGCCGCGUCGCUUGAGGCCGGCUCCAACCCCAAGCUCGAGACGCUCAAGCUCCAGUACGGCGAGUUUGACAAGCGUACGAUCGAGAUCCUCGCCGUCGCCAUCACCCAGCACCUCAAGAACCUGACGACGCUGGAGAUUAACGGUAACCAGGCCGAUCCCGAGGACGAGUGCAUCGAGAAGCUCCGCGAGGCGCUUCGCGUGCACGACCACGAGGAUGCGCUCGACGAGCUCGACGACAUGGAGGAGCCCGAGAGCGAGGAGGAGGAGGAGGAGACGGAGGAGGAGGAGAGCGAGAGCGAGGACGAGGAGCAGAAGGAGGCGGAGAAGGAGGGCAUCUCGCCAGAGGCCAAGGCUGGCGAGGACGACGGCGUCGAUGCCGGUGCCGACGACAAGGGCAAGCCUGUCAGCGACAAGGAGACGGACGACUUGGCCAACGCCCUCGCCAAGGUCACGGUCUAG